Messenger RNA from Coffea arabica (coffee), 1805 nucleotides. RefSeq lists its product as uncharacterized. Lineage: Eukaryota; Viridiplantae; Streptophyta; Magnoliopsida; Gentianales; Rubiaceae. The record is from RefSeq and is a predicted model, not a curated record.
AUUGCAUUGCAUUCCCUCUGAUCAGGGCAGCCGCUGAUAAGUUGAAAAUAAGCAAGCAAAGCUGCAGACAGACACAAAAUAUCAGCUCAGAUCAUAAUUUUCCAUGCCGUUGGUCGUUGCUGUGAAAGACUUAUGAAACCUCGAAUCCCCUGCCAAUAGAUGUACCCAUUGUUACCUCUGUGAAGACUGUGAUUAUGACGAAGGAAUUUGGAGAAGAAAUGUUGGAACUUUAUGUCGGCAGUCAUCUAACAGAGAUGUUCAGUCCUGCAGACGUGAAUAUCAGUAACCAAUUGGGAAACCAAACACUUUUUUUUUAAGGGAAAAGGAACUUUGGUUGCUCAGGAAUCUCAUGGAUGUAAGGCAGAAACUCAAUUUGAUCUGAUUUUUUUUCUUCUCUAUGUUUCAGCAAGCCGCAGGUGACGGUCCAUGGAGCCUGACAGGCUAAAUUCUCCAGAUACUUCAGCAAUUUUAUUUGAAGUUCUUGGCCACCAACUUCAAUUUUCUCAGGAUCCCAAUUCCAAGCAUUUAGGGACCACAGUGUGGGAUGCAUCAAUGGUAUUCGCAAAAUUUCUGGAGAAAAAUUGUAGAAGGGGAAGGUUUUCCCCAUCUAAACUGAGAGGAAAACGCGUUGUUGAACUUGGGGCAGGCUGUGGAGUUGCAGGGUUUGGCAUGGCAUUACUUGGAUGUGAUGUCACUUCAACUGAUCAAACUGAGGUUCUACCAUUGCUUAUCAGAAAUGUUGAACGCAAUACUUCUAGUAUAGUGCAGAUGAAUUCUGGAUUAGAUUCCUUUGGCUCCAUCCGGGUGGCAGAGCUGAACUGGGGUAAUGAAGAUCAUAUAAAGGCUGUUGAUCCGCCAUUCGACUACAUCAUUGGCACUGAUGUUGUUUAUGCGGAGCAUCUCUUGGAGCCACUUUUACAAACUAUCCUUGCGUUGUCUGGACCAAAAACCACAAUUUUGUUGGGAUAUGAAAUUCGUUCGACAAAUGUCCAUGAAAGAAUGAUGGAAAUGUGGAAGGGAAAUUUUGAGGUGAAAAUUGUCCCUAGAGCAAAGAUGGACAAUAAGUACCAACACCCAAGUAUACAACUUUACAUUAUGAACCUAAAGCCUUUAGAAAGAACAAAAAUCACAAGAGAAUGUGUUGAUCAACCAAUUGAAGAGGUUGAAACUGGACCAAUUAAAAAUGGAUCCGAUGAAGAUUGCGACGCUAGUUGUGGAGUUGAUGAGGUGACUGAGGUUGAAGAUGAAAAUGCCAGUGGACGCAUAGUCCCAGUUCCCGAUCUCCAGGAUAAAAAGCUUAGUGAAUGGGAAGCAAGAAGAUAUGGUGCUGGCUGCUCGGCUGCUUCGCGAUAUCAAAUAUCAUAGAAGAUCUGAGGCAGCACCUCAAAUGGCGUGUCUUUUUUCCUUCAUUAGACUGCUAAAGCAAUGAAGAAAGAAUGGAGCUCCAAUAGAUUAUUGAAUUGUGACACUGGACCUUGUUCCGGCUACCAUAUCUGGAUUACCUCCAACACAAGGCCAUUAGAUUUGCUUCUGCAACUGGAAAAGUUUCUGCAAUUACUUGCCAUUAUCAAUGAACAGGCCUAAGCAAAUUGGAUUCCUCAUCCUUGUGACGAUGCUUCACCAUUUGUCAAUCAUCUGUAGGUUGCAUCUACCUCAAUGUUCAAUAUAUGGUGAAAAAAGAGAGUUUGGAAUGCUUACUUAUUAUGGCUGCUAAUGCUUGAUGAGUAUAUGAUCUUAUUCCUGUAAAUGCUACAUUUACAGUUAUCAAAACUUCCUUUCGUUUAAACUUACUGUUAUUUUACCUG